Talaromyces atroroseus is the source of this 2157-nucleotide messenger RNA. RefSeq lists its product as hypothetical. The transcript has 2 exons. Bases 1 to 2157 code for a protein of 718 amino acids. Lineage: Eukaryota; Fungi; Ascomycota; Eurotiomycetes; Eurotiales; Trichocomaceae. The record is from RefSeq and is a predicted model, not a curated record. Gene Ontology annotation, biological process: fungal-type cell wall biogenesis; transmembrane transport.
AUGCAGCUCGGCUGGUUCACGGCUGCAGCCGUCGUCUUGCUGGGACCGGCACAGGUUCUCGCUGGCAACAUCCUCAAGACUGACGGGUUCUCCUUGUGCUCCACGAAUGCCACUAUUCAACUUACAAACAUGAACAUCGAGUAUGACCAGAGCACGAAGAAUAUCACCUUUGACAUCGCCGCAACCAGUGAUCUGGUGCAGAACGUGACGGUGUCCCUCAUUGUGAAUGCUUACGGAGAGCAGGUCUAUGAGCAGAAUUUCAAUCCGUGCGAUGCAUCGACUGCAGUCCCCGAACUCUGUCCCGUGCCGGCAAGCUCCUUCUCCGCCAGUGGGAAUAUGACGAUUCCUAGCCAAUAUGCGGACAUGAUUCCCUCGAUAGCUUUCGCCGUGCCUGAUCUUGAUGGCCAGGCAAUAUUGGAGCUUAAAUCCGCCGAUACUGGCGACGAGGUAGCCUGUAUUGAGUCUACACUGACAAACGGCAAGACCCUGCAAAUUCCUGGAGUCACUUAUGCUGCUGCGGCCAUAGUCGCUUCCUCCUUGGCUCUCAGUGGCCUCACUGCGCUGGGAACUGCAGGUCAUCCUGGGUCCGCCACCUCUAGCCCUAACUUUGGCGAGGUCUUGGGCUGGUUUCAAACACUUGCCUCGAGUGGUAUGCUGAGUGUCCAGUAUCCCUCCGUGUACCGGUCGUUUACCUCCAACUUUGCCUUUGCCGGAGGUCUUCUCCCCUGGGCCAGCCUCCAGACUUCGAUCGAUAAUUUCCGAAAUAUGACGGGGGGCAACCUCACAGAUAAUACCUAUCAAUACCUCCAGAAUGCUACUCUCACCUUUGACGAUGGAUCAUUAAACACACGCUCUGUGGCGAAACGCGCUCUUUCGGGACUCGUGGCCAGAGCUGCAAUUUUCGUCCGCGACACCUCGACUUCCAACGGCACCAGUUCCAAUGCUAUUGUCGAGGAACUUGAGGGUCUCAAGGCCUAUUCCGAACAGCUUUCCAUCCCAUCAUCCAACAUUUUUAUGACUGUCCUACUAUUCUUCGCCAUCAUAGUUGCAGCUAUCGUCGUUGGCAUUCUACUGUUAAAGGUCAUCCUUGAAACCUGGGCGUUGUAUGGCACGUUUCCAAAAAGUCUCGCUGAGUUUCGAAAGCAUUACUGGGGAAUCAUGGGCCGAACGAUUACGAACCUUAUUCUCAUCAUCUAUGGUAUUUGGGUUCUCUACUGUGUCUAUCAGUUCACACGCGGCGAUUCGUGGGCCGCCAUCUUAUUAGCUGGUUUGACUUUGGCCUUGUUUACGGCGUUGCUAGCGGCCUUCUCAAUCCGUAUUUGGAUGAUUGCGCGCCGUUACAAGAAAUCUGAAGGUGAUCACUCCGUAAUGUACGAAGACAGAGAAGUUUGGAGGCGCUACAGCCUGUUCUAUGACAAUUAUAAGCGAUCUUACUGGUAUAUCUUCAUCCCCGUCAUUGUCUACGCCUUCGCUAGAGGGUGUAUCAUUGCUGGAGGCGAUGGCCAUGGCCUUUUCCAAACCGGUGGUCAGUUGGUUAUUGACGGCCUGAUGUUGAUUCUCCUAUUAUGGACCAGGCCAUACGUGGCGAAGUCGAGCCAAUGGAUCAACAUCACCAUACAGGCAGUCAGAGUUCUCUCGAUAGCAUGCAUUCUGGUCUUCGUCGAGGAACUUGGCAUUGCGCAAACAACCAAAACAAUCACCGGUAUUGUUCUCAUUGCUGUGCAAUCUACACUUACCGUGAUUCUGGCCAUUCUCAUCGGUGUCAACGCUCUCAUUAAUUUCGUCAGACAAAACCCUCACAUUAGGUUACGUGAGCGUAAAGAAAAAGCGGAUCGUGACAUGGACAACUUGACACCCCUGGACGCGCGAAACUCGCUCCUCAUCGACGAUAUGCCUCGCUCCCGCGCCGACAUGUACGAACAAAGCAAGUACAACAUGACCGGUCCCUUCGAAGCAUACCGAGACCAUGUACCCGAGACAACAGAAACAGUCUCACAUGUCCGCGACAAGAGCACAGAUCGACUGAUCAAUAACGACUCAUAUUACCGAGGCUAUCAACGCCAGUAUCAACAACAUACGCGAAGCAUUAGUCGCGAUCGCAGUCCCAGUCCCGAGGAACUCGGUCAACAGCCUCACUCUUUUGGCAUGGCACUCUAG